This is a messenger RNA of Drosophila mauritiana, 409 nucleotides long. RefSeq names its product general odorant-binding protein 56d (gene Obp22a). The record is from RefSeq and is a predicted model, not a curated record. NCBI's taxonomy places the organism in Eukaryota, Metazoa, Arthropoda, Insecta, Diptera, Drosophilidae. The transcript is spliced from 2 exons. Gene Ontology annotation, molecular function: odorant binding. Bases 18 to 359 code for a protein of 113 amino acids.
CAAAAACGAUCUUCGAGAUGCAAUUGUUGCUGGCUUUUGUACUGCUGCUCGGCCUCUCAGUUUCGGCCACUAAGGAGCCGGAAGAAGUUAAAAUUGCCGGCGAGUGUGCCAAGGAAAACCAUGUUAUUAAGAAGGAGGCACUUGACCUUUUAAUGAGCUACCGCUUGAAGAAGAUAACCCACAACGUCAUGUGCUUCAUAAACUGCAUGUUCGAGCGAACCAACACGCUGCAGAAAGUGAAGGAGAAAGUUGCAAAGGAAAAUCACAACUGCGACUCCAUCAAGGACGCUGAUAAGUGUGCAGAAUCCUUCCAAAAAUUUCAAUGCUUGGUUAAGAUUCAGAUGAAAUGGAGAGGAUAGAAUCCUUUCUAGAUCCAGCAAUAAACGAACUUCAAUUGUAUUGGAACAUA